CAGAGGGCCAGAUCAUGACAGCUUUGGGCCAGUUUACCAAAGGAGCUACCUGGGAGGAACUCAUUCAUACAUGCAUCCAGGCUUUUGAUGCUGAUGGUAAUGUUUGCCACAGCAGCCAUUUACUGAACAUCACUCUCACCAUGCAUAGACUACUGCUGUCCUCCAAAGAACUGCUGAACAAGCUGGUGGUGCUCUUCAAAAAUACACUGGAGGAUGACAAGUCUGCAGAAAGUCUGAAAAUGUGCUACUUCAUUAGGUACUGGAUAAGUGAGUUCUGGACUAUGUUCAGGUUGCACAGCUGUCUGGCAGAGUCAUUAGAGCAGUUCAGGGAGCUUAUGAGAGAACAUGGGCAAGAGAAGCUGUGUCCUUUACUGCAAACUAAAUGGACGGGUGACAGAGAAUGGUCUCGCAAAGCCAGUCAGAAAAUCAAGGCCAGUAGUAAGAAGAGGAAAGUGUCUCUGCUUUUCGACCAUCUGGAGCCGGUGGAGUUAGCAGAACAUCUCACUUACUUGGAGUUCAAAUCCUUCUGCAGAAUAUCUUUUGCAGAUUACCAGAAAUACAUCCGAAAUGAGUGUUUGACAGAGAACCCUACGAUGGAACGUUCCAUUGCGCUGUGUAACGGUAUCUCAUGGGUACAACUCAUGGUGCUCAGUCGACCAACUGCUCAGCUCCGGGCUGAGGUUUUCACAAAGUUCAUCUAUGUUGCGCAGAACCUCCAGCAGAUGCAGAACUUUAACACACUAAUGGCGGUGGUGGGAGGCCUCUGUCACAGCUCCAUCUCUAGACUGAAAGACACUUGUACAUAUGUGCCAAAUGAGACCACCAAGGUUCUGAAUGAAAUGACUGAUCUCCUCUCAUCAUCUAGAAACUAUGAGAAUUAUAGGCAGAUGUACAGCAAGUGCACGGGCUUCAAGAUCCCCAUCUUAGGGGUUCAUCUCAAGGACCUGAUUGCUGUGAACGAGGCCAUGACUGACUACGUGGAAAACGGCAAGAUCAACGUGCAGAAGCUUCAGGCACUCUAUAAUCACAUCAACGAGCUUGUCCAGCUACAGCAGAACCCACCUCUCCUGGAUGCAAACAAAGACCUAGUUCACUUACUGACUCUGUCUCUUGACCUGUAUUACACUGAGGAUGAAAUCUAUGAGCUGUCAUAUGCAAGAGAGCCAAGGAACUACAGAGCUCCUCCAGCAACCCCCUACAGGCCUCCAGUGGUGGUAGACUGGGCUUCAGGUGUAGCUCCCAAACCCGACCCCAAGACCAUCAGCAAGCAUGUCCAAAGAAUGGUUGAUUCUGUAUUUACAAACUAUGAUCAUGAUGGAAGAGGCUUCAUUUCCCAGGAAGACUUUGAGAAAAUCGCCGCAAGCUUUCCUUUUUCAUUUUGUGUUACGGACAAGGAUAAAGAUGGGCUCAUCAGCAGGGAGGAGAUCACAGCCUAUUUCAUGCGGGCCAGUGUUAUCUGUUCCAAACUUGGCCUGGGUUUCUCUCACAACUUCCAAGAGACCACAUACAUGAGGCCUACCUUCUGUGAUAAUUGCUCUGGAUUUUUGUGGGGCGUCAUUAAACAAGGAUACAGAUGCAGAGAUUGUGGAAUGAACUGCCAUAAAUCCUGCAAAGAUCAAGUGGCAUUUGAGUGUAAUAAGAAUGCUAAAACCAGCAGCAAUGCAGAAUGGAGCCCCCCGUCUAAUACUACAGACACCACAGCACCUGGAGUUCACGAUGAUGAAACACAGUUCAUAUACGCAUGUGAUGCUCCGACAGACAACGUUGAGCGGCACAAACAGUUAAGCCCAAGUUCUGCAUCAUAUAACAAUCCCUCUGUAGCAAAUGCACUGUCGAGGACCUUUACAGUGCACAGGAGUACCCAGACAGAGGCAAUUUCAACACCCAGCCUACUGCAGCCCACCCUACUGUCCCCCAGCCCCACAUCACUCACCCCCUGCCCCAGCCCUGUACCUCAGCGGAAACGAGCUGCCCAGAAGACCUCCACCACCCUGAACCCUGGAGAGGAGAACAAGUCAACCUAUGAAUCUUUGGAGAAGGAGAAUCAGUCUCUUCUGAAGACCAAUGAAGGCCUCCGGCGGAAGCUGAAAGAAGCUGAGCGCGAGAUGGAGAUCCUAAAGACGCUCCUGAAACGACACACUCUUCGCCCAGUGGAGGAGGAUUCCUCCUCCUCCUCUUCCUCUUAACCUGUUUGUUGUCCCCUUAAAACACAAGACAAGGACAAUUACUGCAAAGUUGGACUUAUGGAUUAGCAAACUAUAUUAAUCAAUAUAAAAUAGUCUUGAAUUAAGUCCAAAGCCAUUUUAUUUAGUUGACCGUAGGGGAGUUUGAAAUAACUUACAAAUUCAGUUUUAUAGCAGACGCCUCAAGUAUUGAAUAACACUGUUUAGAUAUGUGUGAUUCUAUGAAGAUCAAGUUACUGUCAUUAUUUAUUGUGAUGACCUCUGUUUAGGCU
Colossoma macropomum (tambaqui) is the source of this 2455-nucleotide messenger RNA. Its product is annotated as RAS guanyl-releasing protein 1-like. NCBI's taxonomy places the organism in Eukaryota, Metazoa, Chordata, Actinopteri, Characiformes, Serrasalmidae. Gene Ontology annotation, cellular component: plasma membrane. Gene Ontology annotation, molecular function: calcium ion binding; guanyl-nucleotide exchange factor activity. Gene Ontology annotation, biological process: Ras protein signal transduction; positive regulation of GTPase activity. The record is from RefSeq and is a predicted model, not a curated record.